CCCAUCCUGUGGAACUUGUUCUUCGCAGAUUUCACCUGUCUGCCUCACGACGACGACGUCUGGUUCGGUGACCUCCGCAUUCCUUAUCUGGCUCAAGCGGACGACAUUUUGCUGCUGUCCACGUCGCCAGAGGGCCUACAAUCCAAGCUCGACUCCCUCGCAUCCUGGUGCUUGCGCAAUGGGCUCGCGGUCAACGUAUCAAAGAGCUUCUUACUCGCGUUCGGACCCCUGCCACUUGCCCUGCCUCGAAUCACCCUCUAUGGCGAACGACUGCAGCUGACGGACUGUACCGCCUACGUGGGCGUGUUGCUGGCGACGUCGAAGCGCAACGUCUAUGCAAAUCAUCGCGUAUUGCAAGCGAAGAAGGCGCGCGCGGUGGCUAACUCUACUCUAGGAGUGGAGGGGCUCAUUGGUCCCAUACCCCCCUUCUUCGCACGGAAGCUUUACAACGCGCGCAUACAUCCCCAUCUCAUAUCUGCAUGCGUGGUCGACCUCGACGUCAACACCGCAGACCUGCGUGAGCUCGAGGACGUACAGAACACCUUCGCGCGCCGCGUGUCGCGACUGCCCGCCCACACCCAAAUACUUCCGGUGCUGAUGGACCUUGGGCUACGUCCGCUUCGAUACGCCCGUAUGCACGAGGUACUGCGU
Molecule: messenger RNA, 651 nt
Organism: Trametes versicolor FP-101664 SS1
Lineage: Eukaryota; Fungi; Basidiomycota; Agaricomycetes; Polyporales; Polyporaceae
Exons: 1
Source: RefSeq, a predicted model, not a curated record